This is a messenger RNA of Rhinichthys klamathensis goyatoka, 2033 nucleotides long. RefSeq names its product synaptotagmin XVIIIb (gene syt18b). The transcript is spliced from 2 exons. Lineage: Eukaryota; Metazoa; Chordata; Actinopteri; Cypriniformes; Leuciscidae. The coding region runs from base 550 to 1707 and encodes 385 amino acids. The record is from RefSeq and is a predicted model, not a curated record.
CAUGGUUGUCCUUGACCCGUCACCAGUAAAGUGUCUAUCCCAUCUCUGGUGUGUCCCGCCCCUGUCCUGAGCUGGACCACCCCUCUAAACUCAUCUUAGUCUCUCACCACGGGAGUCAGUGGAGAGGAUUACUGCCCUGGAUAUAACUAAAAGACAGAUGUAGGAGAGGAAAGACCACAAGCAGAAUCAAUUGGAUUUUAUUUAGACUGAAUGACAAUUUGGAAUUUAAUCAUAUAAAAAAGUGUUUCUUACAACUUGAUGGAUGGUAUUAUUCACCUGAUCUUGUUGCUUUAAAUUGGGAAACAGGUUUAAGGUUCAUCUUAAAGCAUCUUGACAUAAGAAAGACUCGACAAAAUUCGGUUCUGACUUCAAUUUAGAAAAGGACAUUAGUGUCUUGUAGAACAUAAACCAGAAACCAGUGUUGUUCAACUCUAGAGAUGCAUACGGAUGGAGUGGAGUUUACAGUUCUGAAGUCACCCCUGUGAAGAUACAUAAUGUUACUCCAGAAGGUGAAGAUGCGGUGAGAAGCUGUGGCGUUCCUUGGUCAUCAUGCCUACUGAGGAGGAGGAGAACUCUGGGGAACCUGUGUGGCAGUCUGUGCUAAUGUUUGGCUGUAAGGGAAUGAUCGAGGGAAUCAUCGUUCUCUUGUUUCUCUGGCUGCUGGUGCAGGUGCUUUUCACAAAGCAACUUGAAGUCCACCUACAGAUUCUGUUGAGUGUGGGCUUGGUGGUCCUUUGUUUAUCCCUUAUACUGGGCUGUGUAAUUUGUUGGUUAAAAACCAGACACAAACCACAUGAAGACGAAAAGACUGUGAGGACCCCCCCUCCCCCCGAUUCUGUGGAUCAUGUGACUGUGGCAUUAAGUUCCUCCCCUUUAUCUGGAACCACAUUUACCAAAUUGCAGUAUGAGCAGCUGGAAGGAGAGGUUCUAGACUACCCAUCUGCUUUUGAGAGCUCUACACCAUCAGACGAAGAGUUCACUGCUUUCUCGGAGGUUAACAAGCAGACGUCAUGCUUCCAAAUGAGACGACUCAGUUCUCCAGCUGUCUCCUCUUCUCUAUACAAGCCCAUGGCCAGUGGCCGCUACUCUCUCCCCUCUUUACCAAGACUUAGUCUUCUCGCGAAGACUCGGAAGGUCCUGGAACGCCACUGCACUGUGGCUGGGGAUAGUUAUUCAUUCAGUGAACACAGAAGGCUCACUAUUCCUAACCUACAAUCACCUUGCACCCUCUCUCAACUUCAAACUCAAGGCCUACUUCAGGAAGAAUCUUUAUUACCUAACUAUGGUUCAAAUUCUUGCAGCAAGACCUCAGAUCCCUUCUUGCACUUCACCCUAACCUUCUCUUCAACACAGAACACACUCACACUAUCCUUAGUUGGUAUUACUGGUGUAGUCCAUCAUCUAGAAGAAGUGACUGUCCAGGCCAGGCUUCUCCCACUUUGCCCUGGACCUCUGGUUAUAUCUGCCCAAGAUUACAACCUUAGCUCUGGACUCUAUAAACAGAACUUGGUGGUCAAUGUCGGAUCUUUAGAAGGGCUUAAGAGUUGCAUACUCAGACUGGCCGUCUUCACUCAGGAUAAUCCAAAGACAUCCCUAUUUGAGGAGCUGGAAGUUUGCUGCAGUAGUCUGGACUGGACACCAGACAGGCCUGUCACCUGCGUUAGAGAACUAAGGCAAGUUGUGGACAAGACCAAGGUCACUUCAUAGCUCUUGUUACAAGACUAGACAGUCUUAAACAUCAACCCAGACAUCUUAAAUACCUACACCUCAUUGUUCUCUUUCAAAGGAAAAGAGUGGCUCAUAUUUUAUUCAGCAUGCUCAAGAUAUGAACAUUGAUGUCCCUCAGAAAAUGACAUCUCAAGAUUCAGAGAGGUCACAAGGUCUACGGUCAGCUCUUCAUUUUGUUGCAGUUCCAGACCAGUCCAUCAGCUUAAAGUCCUGAUCCUGAAAACAGACAAUCUUACCAACCAGACUCCAGGUGAAACUACAAUACACUAUUCUCAUUCUCUCCCAAAUGGUACCCUCGCCCCAAU